Solenopsis invicta (red fire ant) is the source of this 1486-nucleotide messenger RNA. Its product is annotated as kxDL motif-containing protein CG10681. Gene Ontology annotation, cellular component: BORC complex. Gene Ontology annotation, biological process: lysosome localization. The transcript is spliced from 4 exons. The record is from RefSeq and is a predicted model, not a curated record. Bases 550 to 1167 code for a protein of 205 amino acids. NCBI's taxonomy places the organism in Eukaryota, Metazoa, Arthropoda, Insecta, Hymenoptera, Formicidae.
CUCGUCUCUCGCCGCGUUGCGUCGCGUGUCGCAUGCCGGAUUUUUAAAUAAGCAUUCGGGAUUGCGCGAGAUAUCGUCGCACGUCUCUCUCGCCGCCGCGUGCUCCAGGCUUCAGGAGCAGUUAGGGUGUCCGAGCGCCCCUCCGGUGAUCGAUAACUUCGUCGUCGCCCCGGCUGGCAUUUGUUCCCGGAGCUGCGCGAGGAGAACGCGAGGGGAUGGACUUCGAGGUGCCGGACGCGAGGUGGACGGACUCGGGAUAGCGCGAUCGCGAUACAUUCCUUUCCUAUCCUCACGUCCCCGACGUGAUGAUCAACGUGUCAUCACCGCGGGAGACACGCGGGCGGUUGCAACCCGGACUUUUGCGACACGUAGUUGCACGUAGUGCUCGAUGAGUCACUCGGUAUAGACGCGUCGAGUUACGUUGUAGCGAGCGAGCCUGAGCGACAACAAUUCGGUGCCGAGCGAGCGAAUUGGAGGUUGGAGGUCGCGCGCGCGAUGGGAUUGCUCGACGAUGAGAGUAGAUUCGCGGCCUAGUGAUCCCGAGAAAGUAUGGCUGCGGCGCAGGGCACACCGGAGUCGGACACCGGGAGCUUCGAGUGUUUCAGAAACUACACGGCGCCGGAGGUGUUCGUGCAGGGCCUGGCAGGCAUCGUCGACCAGCAGGACGUGGAGUCUAUGAUACGUGCGCAGAAACAGAUGUUACAGAGGUUUGAAAAGACCAACGAGAUGUUAACAAACUGCAAUCAGUUAUCGGUGAACAGGCUCAAGACAGCUGGUACAGAGUUCAAGAAGCACACCGCUCUCCUAGUCGAGAUGAAGAGGGACCUGGAUUACAUUUUUAAGAAAAUUCGCUUGAUAAAGAAUAAAUUGAACCAGCAGUAUCCGCAGGCGUUCAAUGAGGCGGUAAGGAGCAGCCUGGCGGAAGAGGUUAUCGUGGAGGACGUCGAUUGCCCGGUGAAACCCCUCGAGCCGGAAGUCGUGCCGCUGCCGUCUACCCCGGCUCACGGCGCUGCCGAUCAAGAUCCCGAUUCAGAUGUGCCUGUCGAGGAGUUUCAGUUCGCGAAGCUGCGCAAACGACGAAUAAAGAGUAACGACAGCUCGUCGACGGAGAGCAACAACGAUCAGAGUAACGCCGACACGUCGUCCUGCACGUCCGACACCGGCUGAAAGAAAGUCGGGCAAUAAUGAGAGAAAGAGGGAGAGAAUGAGAAACGCUUGUCAUAAUUGUCUCAAAAAUCGGACUCAUGCACCGGCCACUUCGAAUGUUCGCUCGGGAGCGUACGAGCUAAUCAAUCGGCCAAAUCGAUCGAUCAAUCAAUCAAUAAGGCAAUAAGGGAAGUCGGGAGGCGCGGAAUCUCGAGGCCGAGGUGGCGUCGACGGGGCCGCCAAAUGCCGCGCACAGCAUAUCUCGAUGUCGUUGUGCGAGCGCUGCGAACUUGUGAGUACUGUCAAUGUUGAGAAAAAUAAAUUCUUUGUACAUGGUAGA